AUGGCAAUAAAUAAACAAGAAAAAAUUCUUAUUAAUUUAGCCGGCGAUGUUAUGAUUGGCCGUUUAAUUGAUCAACUUCUUCCAACAUCUGUUCAUAAUCCUGAAGAAGCAGCUUUCGUUCAUCAAUUUCGUUUAUCUCGAAGUCUACAUUGUCCUUAUUUACAAAAAGGUAAAUAUAAUUAUGAAACUAUUUGGGGAAAUACUUUACCAUUAUGGAAAGAGGGAAAUUUAAAUAUUAUUAAUUUGGAAACAUCUGUAACAACCCAUGAUGAACUUUGGCCGGAAAAAGUUUUUAAUUAUCGUACUCAUCCUGAUAAUAUAGCUUGUCUAACAACAGCUAAUAUUCAUCAUGUUUCACUUGCUAAUAAUCAUACGUUAGAUUUUGGAAUUAAAGGUCUUGAAGAAACAUGUGAUAGUCUAGAGAAAUCUGGUAUAUCUUAUGUGGGUGCAAGUAAAACACGUCAACAUGCACUUGGACCAGUUUACAUUGAUAUUCCAACAACAAUUAAAAAGUUAAAACCUGUUCCUAUUAGUUCAACUACACCUCGUUCUUCUACAUCAAUUAGAAUUGGUCUACUUUCUGCAUCUGACCAUCCAUCAGAUUGGUCUUCUGUUCCUUCAUUUCAUUUAAUUACUUAUGAUCUUCCACAACUUUAUACGCAACUUGCACCUCUCAUUGCCACGGCACGUUCAAAUUGUGAUUUUGUUAUUUUUUCUAUUCAUUGGGGUCCUAAUUAUCAAUGGAUACCCGAUAGAAAAAUUCAAGAACUCGGUCGUUGGAUGAUUAAUGAAGGUGUUGAUCUUAUACAUGGACAUUCAAGUCAUCAUAUACAAGGUGUAGAAAUUGUUAAACGUCAAAAUCAAACGUAUGGUUUAAUAAUCUUUGGUUGUGGAGAUUUUCUUGAUGAUUAUGCAAUCGAUAAACAAUAUCGAAAUGAUCUUAGUGCACUAUUUCGCUUAAAUUUAUCAAUAUCAUCAUCAAAUUCAGAUAAGAAAAAAUCAAUUUAUCUUCAUUCACUUUCAAUUUUUCCCGUACGAUGUUCGAAUUUUCAAGUUAAUCGAUUAGAAAAAGAAGAUACUGAUUGGAUCUGGAUUCAACAAAAACUGGUGCAAUUAAGUAAGAUCGAUAAUAAAACAUGGACAAUUGGUGAAGAUAAUAAUAUAGUACUUGAUAUUCAUUCUUAA
This is a messenger RNA of Adineta steineri, 1185 nucleotides long. NCBI's taxonomy places the organism in Eukaryota, Metazoa, Rotifera, Eurotatoria, Adinetida, Adinetidae. The record is from the annotation of a GenBank genome assembly.